This is a messenger RNA of Rhipicephalus sanguineus (brown dog tick), 417 nucleotides long. RefSeq names its product acidic leucine-rich nuclear phosphoprotein 32 family member B. Lineage: Eukaryota; Metazoa; Arthropoda; Arachnida; Ixodida; Ixodidae. The transcript has 4 exons. The record is from RefSeq and is a predicted model, not a curated record. The coding region runs from base 1 to 417 and encodes 138 amino acids.
AUGGCCGACAUCGCCAACUUUGCCGCCUUCAUACCAGUGGCGAUCGCGUGGGACGCAGGAAUCCACGCCUUCCUGGACCAGAUGAGUGCGAUGACUGGCCUGGGUUUCCAGUGGUUUAAUGCAGAAAACAUCCUGGCCGAGAUCACGAAUCAGGGAAACUUCGACAACUUUUUUGAGCACACCGUUCCGGCGCUGGGGCACAUUCUGGUCCAAGCGAUAGACAAUCCCAUCACCCAGAUCCCCAUCCGAGCACUGCACCUGCUAAAGGAUGAAGUCGUGAACGGUUCACGCCCGUGGAAGCAGCAGCAAGGACAGCAGGAAGAGGAACAGGGCAACGAGGAUGAUGGCGACGAGGAUGAUGGUGACGAGGAGGAUGGAGACGAGGAUGGAGACGACGAUGAGGAGGAUGAAGAUUAA